Messenger RNA from Microbotryum saponariae, 963 nucleotides. The record is from the annotation of a GenBank genome assembly. NCBI's taxonomy places the organism in Eukaryota, Fungi, Basidiomycota, Microbotryomycetes, Microbotryales, Microbotryaceae.
AUGGCGUCGAGUUCACCUGCUACGCUCGAUGCAUCUCUCUUUGACCCGGUGCGAGCGACGCGGAUUUAUCCCGAACUUGUGCUGUUGUCGAAUGCGCUGCUGCUCACUCAGAUCCAGAGUUCGACACGAGCUGAGAUGGCCGCGUUGGCGGGAGAGUUGAGGGACGAAUGGAAAGUCCGCGUCGGCGCACUCAAAGCGGAUUGGAUGGCGAGGUGGAUACCCGACGAGCGACACGACGACGAUGCCCAAGUCGAUGCCGAACCCGACGCCGACGCCGAUACAGGGGAGCCCGAGUCAAGACAGCGCAUAAGAAUGAUCCCCACGGUUGUCAGUGACGUUGACGAGACCGAAGCCAUGUCGAAACGUGUCGACCAAGGCGUCGAGGACGAGUUCAACGAGCGCAUCGCCGAAGCUGAGCGGAGGGUCAAGUCGGCCGUGCAAGGACGUGAGGUCCUCAGUGUCGAGGUGAUGGUGGGAGAAUGCGUGAGUUGGAGAUGCGUAGAGCUUCGUUACCUUGCUUGACGAGUGCGGCUUGACGAGUGCGAAAGUGAGGGGAACGCUGACCUGAAUGCUGCACCGGCUGACACAUGGCACCCGUGCGUUCCUUUACCGGCCCGUGCGCGGUUGAGUAUGCAGCUUUUCGAGGCCCAGGCGGAUGAGCAGUCCCCGGACGAGACCGCCAUCACUCUACACGAAACUCUUGUCGAGGUUCUAGCCGAGCACGGCAUCGACGCUGGCGUCCUCAUCCGCACAAUGAGACGCGACAACGAGCGGCAGGGAGCGAUCUCGUCAAGCGACGCGGCCAACGUCGAGCUUUUGACCCAAGUCCUCGGCACUAGUGGGAUUCGGGACCAGGAUGCGAUGGAGAUAGGAGAGGGACGCUAUCACAAAGCUCCGGAAGGUCCAAACGCUGUGCCGCAGGGCGCAAAUGGUGGCGAUGACCCAUUCGAGGAUGCCAGUUGA